Suillus fuscotomentosus is the source of this 912-nucleotide messenger RNA. RefSeq lists its product as uncharacterized. NCBI's taxonomy places the organism in Eukaryota, Fungi, Basidiomycota, Agaricomycetes, Boletales, Suillaceae. The record is from RefSeq and is a predicted model, not a curated record. The coding region runs from base 1 to 912 and encodes 303 amino acids. The transcript has 4 exons.
AUGUUACCUGUCGCAGUUCACCGUCAAUCUUUCCCCAAGCCUGGGGAACCGCAUGUAUAUCUGAGCUCUGAUGUAUUUAGACGGGGAGUAGAUCCAUUCCCUAUUCACCGACAGUCUUUCGAGGAAGUGUUACCCAGCCUCACGGAGUGUCUCGAAAAGCAGGCGCUAUCUCGUCGCCAACGACUUGUAAAUGUUAACUCACUUUCCGUUGGCUCCCCUGAAGAACCCAUAUCCUUGGACCUACGCAAUGUGAUGAUUCCAGAUGCCUCUCAGCGUCAGUCCCCCCAAUCUUGUGGUCAAAAUGAUCUUGAUAUCCCGAUACAAUCCCAAACUCUGGCUUCCCCUGGAUCACAGGCCUGCGACCUAUCAUUGAGAUCACGCUCUCCAUUCCCUCGAGGAAAUCCUGAUAACCUCACCUCUCCAGCCCGGCUACUUGAAUCACCAGAAUCUCACGUUCCAGUUGUACCAACUGAAUAUCGGCUCAUUCCUGGUGUACCGUCGUCUACGUCAGCCAGCAAUUCAACUCUCAACCAUCCUCAGAGCAAUGCCUCCCAACACAGAGUCCGUCGCCUGGAGCAUAAAAUUCGUGGACUCGAUCAAAUGAUGCAUUGGUUUGAUUCCCGCGGCUGUGAGCCUCUUCUUGCUCCCCCACCUUGCGAGUCACUUGAGUGCGGGGACCUCUACAUUCAUCAGUCACUUUCCACAUCGAAUACUCGUCAGAUAUGGAUAUGGAGUGCUCAGGAGAGCUGGGAGGAUGCUCAAGAACACCAGGCUCAUCCUCUCCUCCCAAUGCAUCGCCUCUGGUUCGGCGCAACCGGAGAACCUCGCUGGGUCACUCAAAAAACAAUAAGCACGUACAAGGGACGCCUUAAAGUUUCAGCGUCCAAGACCUUACCUGCGAUGGAGGUGUAG